GCACUUCUUGCACAGCAAUCAGCUAUGCUUGUUUGAUCCAAGGAGACAACAUUUUUGAGUUUUCAAACUUUGCAGAGCAUCUGUUUGUCCUCAUUGUCAAUUUAAAAGUAAAAUUUAUGCGAUCGAUCAUUAUUUAACAGCAACUAAGAUAUAAUGUGCUGGUAAAAUCCGAAAUUCAUUAUCUAUCUCUUCUUCUUCAAGCUUGGUUUCCUUUUGUGCUUGUCAACCUUGGCCAAUAUUGCGAAACAGUUGAAGGCUCCAGACCACAGGUGGAACUUAUCUCAGAUCCUACAUGUUAACUGUUUCUUUUCCUGUGAGUAACGGGAGAAACUAAUCCUGGAACGUUUACCCAGACGCAAACUAGCAUGAUUGAGUCGAUAUUUGGAGAUUGCGCUUAAGACACAAUUUCCACCUUGAGAUAAAUCCAAGAAGCUUAUGAAAAUUUAAAUUCAUAAAACCUCUGGAUCAACUGAUAUUACUAUAUUACUGCCACCACCCAGUGGAUUUUCGUCGCUCUGAGCUGUAAAUUAUUCGAUACAAAAGAAUUCAAUUCAAACCAACACUGUCAACAAAAAGCCUUCCUUAUGUAGUAUAUAUCAUUGUUAGAGAUCCCUUUGACGCCUUACAUAACUUGUACUAAAAUAUUAUUGAGUAAAAAAAACAAUAGAUGAAUAGCAAGUCGUCGUCUUCGGGAGGUGGUGGCGACGAACAGUCGCACGACAGCCGAACGAAAAGUGGGGGUAAUCGGCGUCAGUCAGUUUCCGCAUCAUCAUCUUCUGGCGGGUCGAAUCAUGGAAAAGAGGGUCGAAGAGCUAUGGUCCGCAUCCAGAAACAGGAUGACGGAACCACUCGCCGGAUCGAAGUCCAGGAGCAGAUGAGCACUGGCAAAUUCUACAAGAAGGUCAUUCACGCCUUCCACCUUCAUAAUCCGAAGGAGUACGGAGUGUACAGAGGGCGGAACAAGACUAUUCUUAUUAAGCCGUCAGGGGGGAAGACCCUCGCAACAUAUAAAAUCAAAGGGGGUGACAUGUUGUUCUUGUUCCCGGUGGAUGAGGACUUGGGGGACGAGUGGGAGGAGGACCAGUACGAGGACGAGACAGAGACAGACACCACUGUGGGAGACAUCAAGUCUCCACAGACACCAGACUCACGAGGCCACGUUCGCUUCGGAAAAGCCACAGAAAUGAGGUCUCAAUUCAGCUUCCCGAAUGGCAAUCCAAUGAAGCAGCCGCAAAGGGUGAUCAUCGAGGAGGAAGAUUUGGGAGUGGAGGCACCUGACCUCACCCACGACACUGUGACAGACCGAAACUUCAUGCCAUUUAAUGACUACUUGCAGUUCAUUUGUCUCCAAGACCCGAACAGUCCGUACCCCUUGGAGCCGAUUAAAUUCUCGAGUCUGAUUGGUUGUUCCAGGCAUGAAAUAUACCCCAACAACAAAUGUAACAAGUGCAAUCCAGCUGAAGUGCGCAUCGAAAAACAAGUGUAUCGUCACGUGGACAAUAUAAUGUUCGAGAACCAGUUGAUAGUAGAGAGGUUCGUCAGGACAUGGCGCAAGACAGGUUUUCAGAGGAUGGGGUACAUGUUCGGCAACUACAGACAACACGAGACAAUUCCCAACGGCAUCCGUGCAGUUGUAUCAGCCAUUUACGAACCACCACAGCGUAACACUGAGCAGAACAUUGAGUUGUUGGACGACGUGAAGGAGAGCCAGGUGCAGCAGCUUGCCACUCAGCUGGGCAUGCACAAGAUAGGCUGGAUAUUCACUGACCUCAUGGCCGAGAGGGAGAACGUCAUCAAGUGCACACGCGACAAUGGAGAAGGCAGUAAACUGAGUGCGGAGGAGUGCAUAAUGGCAGGGGAACUGCAGAACAGGAAGCCCAGAGUGUGCGAGAAGUGCAAGCCAGGCGUGUUUGGGUCAAAGUUUGUCACCAUAUGCGUCACAGGUGAUACGUCUAAUCAGAUCCACUUCGAGGGUAUGAUGGUAUCUGACCAGUGCUCGGCGCUAGUCAGAGAGGGUCUCAUCUCCGCACUCCCUGGCAGUCCAGAGCUAGCCUGGGUAUCCGAGAGUACGGAGGAGAAGCCACUGCCUGGACUCUACUUUGAGGCUGUGGGACAGGAUGGUGUGCACAGGAAGUACAAUGCUAGGCCUUUACCUGUUGAUCAUAUACUUGUUUCGGUUCCGGCCGAGUUCCCACUUACACAAGAAUACACGUUCAAAGUGCAUGGCAAGAAACCUUUUCCAAUUGAGCAUCGGGAGGAGAUGCAUGAAGUGCAGGAUCUGGACACCCUGAACAAGUAUCUGUGUCAGUUCACUCACGAGGAGUUCCUGGUGGCCAUCUCUGACUUCCAUCUACUCGUUUACCUCACCAGUCUCGAUGUCACUCCUCUUUGGAGCAACAUGGGUUCCCUGAUCGAGUGUAUAAAGAAUCAGGACCAAGAAGGCGCAUCAGAGUGGAUCCGAUCGAGUCCACAAUGGCAGAAACUCCUGGAACUCAUAAACGGAGGUCGAUUGGAAACUGAAUAUAUUUCUGCCGAAGAGCUCAAAGAAGACAAAUCUACAGUCGAAUUUGCAGAACUUGCAAUACAAACGAGCAAUAUGACGAUACAAAGUCGCACUCCAAAUUUUGAAGAACAACCACAUCAGAGCGACACUUAGUGUCAUGAUUUGAUGCCCUCCAUUACAGUUCAACUUAUAUAUUUAAUUUUUUUAUAAUUGUUUUGUACAUUCAGUACUUGCUUCAUGUUCUACCAAUUUGUGAAUAUAGUUAAUUGAAAACAAUGAGCACCAUAAAAGACCGGAUACAUAAAAUUGAUAUUUAGAUUGUUAGAUGAGAGUCCACACUUUUCUUUAUGGAAGAAAAAAAUAUUACUUAUUUCGUGAGAACAUUUGAAAACCAAGUUCAAACCGCAUUCACAACGGGCGAUAACAAAUACGCCUUCAAUCCAAAAAACGACAAUAAUUUACUGAGAGAACAUUGCUGUUUGCUCUUCAGUAAUUUAAUCUAUAAGUCUCUCAGUAUGAUUUACUUAGGUCGCCUAUAGUUAAAAAGAUAAUAAUUAAACAAGGAUAGCCGGUUACUGUGCAAGUAGAACAAGAAUGUAGUCUUUAAAAGUUCGCAAAAUUUGUUUUCAAAUGAGUGUAAGUUUUUUCUGCGUGGUGUGAUAAAAGGAUCUGAUGUAAGACUAUAAUUUAGGCAUAUUCGACAGUCAUUGUAAAAUAGGCAUACAGGACAACAAUUUGUGAAGAAUAGCUCACUUUACUCGCUCGAAAUUAGACGAAAAAUGAAAAAUUUCAAAUCGGCUUUUCUCGACACUGGGAAAAAGAAGUCGGAACAAUAAAAACAAAUGGAUAUACUUGAUAGCAAAAAUAAAUCGAACAGCGAAUUCCUCGAACAGCGAAUUGACACUAGUCUCAUUCCAAUGUGUGACGAAACUAGUCAGUUCAUUUACGAUUUUAUUAAGCGUUUUAGUUGUUGGUACUGGUUCCGUGCUCAAAGGUCAGCGGUGAAACGCUGACACAGAGGCGAAGCUGAGCUUCGCACCACUUGCGAUACAAAUAUGAAUGACUAUGAAAAUCAAACGGAAAAAAUUUUAAAAAAAAUCGAUUUGUC
Symsagittifera roscoffensis is the source of this 3611-nucleotide messenger RNA. Its product is annotated as nuclear protein localization protein 4 homolog. The coding region runs from base 668 to 2656 and encodes 662 amino acids. The record is from RefSeq and is a predicted model, not a curated record. Gene Ontology annotation, molecular function: ubiquitin protein ligase binding; ubiquitin binding. The transcript is spliced from 15 exons. Gene Ontology annotation, biological process: ubiquitin-dependent protein catabolic process. Gene Ontology annotation, cellular component: nucleus. NCBI's taxonomy places the organism in Eukaryota, Metazoa, Xenacoelomorpha, Acoela, Convolutidae.